AAUCCAGGCCUAACAUAAGCGUUUACUGUCUUCUCUGCAAACGACUUGCAGAGAAAAUCAUAAAACCCCUCAAAAAUUCCCUCUUUCUCUCUCUAACUUUACCAUGGUUUACAUUGCUUCCUGGGAUGAAUUCGUGGAGAGAUCCGUCCAAUUAUUCCGCGCCGAUCCCGAAUCUACUCGUUAUUUGAUGAAAUACAGACACUGUGAUGGCAAAUUAGUUCUCAAAGUCACCGAUAACAAACAGUGCCUCAAGUUUAAGACUGACCAAGCACAGGAUGCAAAGAAGAUGGAGAAGCUUAACAAUAUAUUCUUUGCUUUAAUGGCUCGAGGUCCUGAAGUGGAUAUUACAGAAGUCACAGGGAAAGAACAGAUGGAGGCUCAACCGUCAAAGAAAGGAAGGGGAAGAAAACAAUGACUUGCAGCUUUGAUGUUUGACUAGAAACUAGGGGUUGGGAUUGGCAUGUUACUGCUGGAGCACGAGUUAUUGCGCAGAUAUUUUUUCAUUGCUUUACAGAUUUUGUCAUGAUGUCAAUAUUAUUUUAGCCAAGGGCAAUGGACAAGUAGUAAUUUUCACAAAGAAUGAUUCAGGCCUGACUUUUUCUUUGCAAGUUCGUCUAAGAAUGCUGUAUAAAGCCCAGCCUAAUAUGGCUCGGUUCUUUGCUUUAUGCAACUUGUGAAGAGCAUUAACACAUUGUGUUGGUGGGUAUGUAGUAUGUAGCAUAUUUUUCACCUGA
Molecule: messenger RNA, 734 nt
Organism: Spinacia oleracea (spinach)
Lineage: Eukaryota; Viridiplantae; Streptophyta; Magnoliopsida; Caryophyllales; Amaranthaceae
Product: signal recognition particle 9 kDa protein
Exons: 4
Coding region: 104-415 (103 amino acids)
Biological process (GO): negative regulation of translational elongation; SRP-dependent cotranslational protein targeting to membrane
Cellular component (GO): signal recognition particle, endoplasmic reticulum targeting
Molecular function (GO): 7S RNA binding
Source: RefSeq, a predicted model, not a curated record